Messenger RNA from Elgaria multicarinata webbii, 6438 nucleotides. It is a transcript of the gene HDAC5, whose product is annotated as histone deacetylase 5. Gene Ontology annotation, molecular function: histone deacetylase activity. Lineage: Eukaryota; Metazoa; Chordata; Lepidosauria; Squamata; Anguidae. Gene Ontology annotation, biological process: negative regulation of transcription by RNA polymerase II. The record is from RefSeq and is a predicted model, not a curated record.
UAAAAUCACUGGGCUUUAAUAAACCAGCCAGGCUGCAUCUGUAGGAGGACUCUGGCAUCCACUACACAGAAGCAGCCAUUCCAGCCCCUUUUGUUCCUUGCCUCGCCUUGCUUCUCUUUGGCUUGGCAGCCGGCACAGCCUCUCCCCCAGGGAAUCUUUUCCACUGACCCCUGUGGUUGAAAUGCAGCUUCUGAUAGGCAGGCAGCUCCUUUUGCCUGAACCAUCCCGGCUCCCAGAGAGCUCGGCUGGGUUUAUUUAUAGCUGGCUCCUCCCCGACGUUCUAUUUCAGGUCACCCCCGGCAGAAGCCAUCUCGUUUGGUGGCAGGGAUGGGAAACAAUCGCAUGAAGGGAGCCGGCUCUGGCGUCUCACGGGAAAGAGGGCCUUUGUGAGAUUGACAGGGAGCUGCAGCCCUUCUUUUGUGAGAGAUCUCCUCUUCUAGAGACCAGCCCCAUCGCUCUGGAGUCCUGUUUUGUUUUUCAAACCUCUCUCAUGGCUUAAGAAGAUGCUCCCUCCCUCCCAGAGUGAAUCGAGCCACACCUGAGAUGUAACCCUUUUCUUCCCCCCCCCCCAACUCCUUUUCUUCUGCCUCUGCCUUUUUGCAUCGUGAGACUCUCUUGCCCCAUUCGCUUUGGAGUUGAGAAAAUAGUUGUCUCCCCUUCACUCCUUCUGCCUUGCAAGGAGAUUUCCUUCCACAACAAGCAUUUUUUUUUCCAAUUUUCCUUUCCUGGCAGCUUUGAUUUAUUCUUGGGGCUUUCCUCACCGCUACCACCACCACUGCUGUGAAACCAUUUAACUUUCGCAAGGAGACUCUUCAACAAGGAGGACGGAUGUGUGUGCGUGUGUGUGUGGCUGGUUUAAAAGAAGGGGAUGCUGGAUGGUUUGAAUUGGCAAUAUAGCAUAAGCAGACGCUCCCUCGAAGCCUUUGGCUGUGCAACGGAUCGUCAUAAAGGGAAACUGAAGUGGAAUAGCAGCAGUGUGCGAUCGCUCCUUGGCAUGCUUCUCGUAUCCUCGGUGUGGGGACUGCCAGAGAUGUUGCAGACAAUUUACGAAACCGAAUCGUGUUUUUCUUCAGAUGGAGUUUCUGGACGCGAGCCGUCGCUGGAACUCCUGUCACGGGCACAGAUCCAUGCCAUACCUGUGGCAGCUGUGGACUUGAAGCCGGUGCUUCCUGUGGUGAUGCAGAGCUCUUGCAACAGCAGCAGCAGCAGCAGCAGCCCGGUGGACUUGCGGAUGGACGCCCGGCCCAGUGUGCCUCCCGUGGACCCAGCCGUCCGGGAACAGCAGCUGCAGCAGGAGCUACUGGCCCUGAAACAGCAGCAGCAUUUGCAGAAGCAGCUGCUCUUUGCUGAGUUUCAAAAGCAGCACGAACAUCUAACGCGGCAGCACGAAGUCCAGUUGCAGAAGCACCUCAAGCAACAGCAGGAGAUGCUGGCAGCAAAGCGUCAACAAGAACUAGAGCAGCAGCGUAAGCGAGAACAGCAGCGGCAGGAAGAGCUGGAGAAGCAACGUCUGGAGCAGCAGCUUCUUAUCUUGCGCAACAAGGAGAAAAGCAAAGAGAGUGCCAUUGCCAGCACCGAAGUGAAGCUGAAACUUCAGGAGUUCCUUCUCAGCAAGUCAAAAGAGCCGACUGUAGCAGGCGGCUUGAACCAUUCCCUCCCUCAGCACGCCAAAUGCUGGGGGGCUCACCAUGCCUCAUUGGACCAGAGUUCCCCUCCCCAGACAGGAAGCCCGGGAACACCACCCUCUUGCAAACUACCUUUACUCGGCACUUACGACAGCAGAGACGACUUUCCGCUCCGGAAAACUGCCUCGGAACCCAACUUAAAAGUGCGCUCGCGGUUAAAACAGAAGGUUGCGGAGAGACGGAGCAGCCCCCUGCUGCGGAGGAAAGAUGGGACCGUCAUCAGCACCUUCAAAAAGCGAGCAAUUGAAAUCACAGUGUCUUCAAUGUGCAACAGUGCCCCCGGGUCUGGCCCUAGCUCCCCGAACAGCUCCAACAGCGCCAUCACCGAAAAUGGACUUACGGGCUCAGUGCCCAAUAUCCAUACCGAGAUGCUGCCCCAACAUCGAGCUGUCACCAUGGAUGGGUCAGCUAGCCAGCUCAGCCUCUACACCUCCCCAUCUCUGCCCAACAUCUCCUUAGGACUUCAGGCUACUGUCACGGUGACAAAUUCACACCUCAACGCCUCUCCGAACCUUUCCACGCAGCAGGAAGCUGAGCGCCAGGCCCUCCAGUCCUUGCGCCAGGGGGGUGCCUUGACGAGCAAAUUCUUGAGCAUGUCAUCUAUCCCCAGCUGCCUUCUGGGGGUGGCGCUCGAAGGCGAGACCAACAACCAUGGGCACGCGUCCUUGCUUCAGCACGUCCUGCUUUUGGAACAGGCACGACAGCAGAACACGCUAAUUGCAGUUCCUCUGCACGGCCAAUCCCCUCUGGUGACAGGGGAGCGCGUCCCCUCCAACCUGCGGACGGUAAGCAAGCUGCCUCGGCACCGCCCGCUGAGCCGCACGCAGUCGUCGCCGCUGCCUCAGAGCCCUCAAGCGCUGCAACAUUUGGUUGUGCAGCAACAGCAUCAGCACUUCCUGGAGAAACAGAAGCAGCAGCAGCAGAUCCAACUGGGAAAGAUCAUCACCAAGACCGGCGAGCUGCCACGGCCCCCCACCACCCACCCGGAAGAGACAGAAGAGGAGCUGACUGAGCAGCAGGAGUCCUUGGGCUUAGGCCUGGGCCAGGGGCCCUUUGUGGUGGAUGGGUCAACAGAGAGCGAGGGAACACAGGAUGACCUGGAGGAGGAGGAAGAGGAGGAGGAGGAGGAGAAGGAGGUGGAAGAGGAGGAGGAGGUGGACGAAGAGCAGGGCUGUCUCCGAGUGAAGGACGAGGCUGGGGAGAGCAGGCUGGAAGAAGAGCAGGAGGUGGAGGAGCUGGGAGUGACUUACAGGCAGGUGUUUGCAGAUGCACAUCAGCUACGGCCCCUUCAGCUCUACCAGACUCCCCUGAGCAUCAACACUCUGUCCCAUCAAGCACUGAGCCGCACCCAGUCUUCACCUGCCAGUACUAGUCUGAAGAGCAGUACAGCCGAACCCUUGGCCAAUCACCUUUUCACUACAGGUGUAGUUUAUGACACAUUCAUGCUGAAGCAUCAGUGUACAUGUGGAAACACUAAUGUUCACCCAGAGCAUGCUGGGAGAAUCCAGAGUAUCUGGUCCAGAUUACAGGAGACAGGGUUGCUAAGCAAAUGUGAGAGGAUCCGAGGCCGGAAAGCAACAUUGGACGAAAUCCAGACAGUCCAUUCUGAGCAUCACACGUUACUAUAUGGAACCAGUCCCCUGAACCGGCAAAAGCUUGACAGCAAGAAAUUGCUAGGCCCCCUUACUCAAAAGAUGUACGCCGUCCUCCCAUGUGGUGGGAUUGGGGUUGACAGCGACACAGUGUGGAAUGAGAUGCACUCAUCCAGUGCGGUCCGCAUGGCUGUUGGCUGCCUAGUGGAGCUGGCCUUUAAAGUGGCAUCUGGGGAGCUUAAGAAUGGAUUUGCUGUCAUCCGGCCUCCAGGUCAUCAUGCAGAAGAGUCCACAGCCAUGGGCUUCUGCUUCUUCAACUCUGUUGCCAUUGCUGCCAAGCUCCUCCAGCAAAAACUUGGCAUCAGCAAAAUCCUCAUUGUGGACUGGGAUAUCCAUCACGGCAAUGGCACCCAGCAGGCAUUCUACAGUGACCCCAACGUGCUCUAUGUCUCCCUCCAUCGCUUUGACAAUGGCAAUUUCUUUCCAGGCAGUGGAGCUCCUGAAGAGGUCGGCAGCGGGAUGGGUGUAGGCUACAACGUAAACAUUGCCUGGACUGGUGGAGUGGACCCCCCCAUCGGUGAUGUGGAGUACCUGACCGCCUUCCGGACUGUGGUGAUGCCAAUAGCCCAUGAGUUCUCCCCAGACGUGGUCCUCGUUUCUGCUGGCUUCGAUGCUGUGGAAGGGCACCAGUCCCCGCUGGGUGGAUAUUCCGUCACGGCCAAAUGUUUUGGGCACCUGACCAAACAGCUGAUGAAGCUGGCGGGUGGUCGCGUGGUCCUAGCGUUGGAGGGAGGACACGACCUGACAGCCAUCUGUGAUGCCUCUGAAUCCUGUGUCUCCGCCUUGCUCGGCCUUGAGCUGGAGCAGUUGGAUCAAGCUCUGUUGCAACAAAAGCCCAAUCCAAAUGCCGUGGCCACGCUGGAGAACGUCAUUGAAAUCCAGGGCAAGCACUGGAGCUCAGUGAAACGCUACGCAGCAAUUGUCAGCUGUUCCUUGCUGGAGGCGCAGAAGGGCGAAGCGGAGGAGGCCGAGACGGUCAGCGCCAUGGCGUCGUUGUCGGUAGACACGGAGCAAGGGAAAGCAGACAGCGAUGUCCGACAAGCAGAAGAGCCCAUGGAGGCUGAACCCGUGUUGUGAAGUGCCAAGACUUCGAUUUGUGUAGCUGUCACUCUGUGGGUUAAUUAGUCAUUUGUGAGUUCGUUAAAACAACAACAACAACAACGACAAAUAUUUUUUUUAUCUAUUAAAAAGAAAAAAAGAAAAAAAAAGAGUUGCACUGGACAAAAUGAGCCCGUGUGUGUGCGUGUGUGCGUGUGCGUGAUCGCGUCAGUCUCCUGGCAUUCGUUCUCACCAGCAUCACCGUUUUGUCCUAACUCUUUGGGAUUUGUCAGGGGAAUGGUGGGGGGCUUUCACAUGGGCAUCUCCUCCGUUAUUCCUUUCUUAGGCAUCAUUUACCCACCUGCUAAACCCAUCCCCUCUUCUCAAGCCUGGCAGAAGCCAUUUUGUUGCCCUAGGUGAAAAGUAAUUCAUUCUCUCUCUCUCUCUCUCUCUCUCUCUCUCUCACACACACACACACACACACACACACAUAUACACACCACAAGUUCUUGUAGCCGAGGGAGGAGAGAGUUGUGUUCCCAUUUCAAAGGUUUCCCCAGUUUCAGCUCUUUUCUCCUACUCCACACAUGUGAGUGGAGACUUGUGCUCCAUUCACUCGCGUGGCGUGAGGGGAAAUGGGUUACUGUCAGGAAAGCCGAGGAGGUGGGCUGAUAACCUCCAAGGGUCUAGGGCAGGAGCGGGGUUGUGUUUCCCCCCUUUAGAGAUUUCCCACGUAGCCUGGAGCCCUUAGGCAGCGACCUGCAGCGCCUCUCUUGGCUUGGGCCAGCCCCCGGACCUUCUUGCCGAAUGUGUUCCUGAAAUGCCCUUUCUCUCCUCUGGGAUAUUUGCACAUGGAGGUGGGAUUGAAGGCUGAGUCCCAAAAGGCAUUUUCAAAUAUCCUUUCCUGCCUCCCCAGUUUCUACUCCUAGUUUCUCACUCUUCCCUCCCCGCUGCCCCCACAAAGAAUAUGUGUUUUUAGAUCCAACCCGUUUCAAUUCGAUCCUACCUUUGUUGCCUCUCCCUUUCCCUCCUGAUCCAUCUCAGCUUUAAACUGUUCCUCAAUAUGUAUAGUUCUGAGUUAAACUCUAGGAGGAGCCCCCAAGGUGAGGAGAAAGGAAAAAUGUGUGCCUUUAAGUCAUUUUUGUUAAUGCCUUAAUUUCCCUGUGAGUUCACUUUUUCUCCUCCAUCCUUCCCCUGCCCCGCAGCCCAACCCACCUUAGUUAACCUUCUCUGUGGGAGAUAAUCCUGUAUAAUUAUGGAAAGGAAUCCCGUGUAAUCCCCAGCACCGGUGCACAUUGGCUCCGAUCCAGCUCCAGUUGUGCAUAAACAAACCAGUAAUACCUAUGACUAGAUCAUGGAGGUGGGGAUCCACAUUUGAACAUGUGUCACAAUAUGCACCCAGAGCAAUGCAGUGCAGACGGACUCCGCAUGCUCAGUUGUGCAUUUAGUUCCGGAUUUGAAAUACGUGGCGGAUUUAUGCCGUCCGUUCCCAAUCUGGCAAGCGCUCCUCGCACACAAGCCUAUUUGCAAGCAUGGAUCUCCUUAGCUGGAUCGGGCCAUGUGUCAUUCACAUCCCUUUUGUAAUGAAGAUUUUGCUGAUGUUGACUGUUCCAUGACCAAUGCUUUCUUGAAGUUCUCUCUCUCUUUUCUUCUUUACUCUUCCUUUUCCCCCUCCCCUUCUUCAUUUUGUCAUUGUUUGAAAGACUUCUCAUCACUUAUUGUAAAUAAUUUGAUUUCUUGUAUCACGUGCACAAACUUUGUUUCGAUGAAACUUUGUCCGUUCAUAAAGAAAAAGAAAAAGGAGAGAAUUCUUUGCUGUUACUUCACCAGCCAAAAAAAAGAAAAAAGAAGAAAAAAAAAGGAAAAAAUUGAACAAUUUUAGCUUUUAAAAGAAAUGGAUAUAAAGAAAAAAAAGGUAUAUAAUUUUAUUACAGAUGUAUUAUUUAAUAGUAUUUUUUUAACUUGUACCACAAAACUCUCCUUUCCUUUGGAAAGUUGUUAGCAGGGAUAAUGCAACAAGGGAAAAGAAGGGGCUUGGUAUUGUUUUCACUAAUUCAGGGCGA